Messenger RNA from Paramecium sonneborni, 438 nucleotides. NCBI's taxonomy places the organism in Eukaryota, Ciliophora, Oligohymenophorea, Peniculida, Parameciidae. The record is from the annotation of a GenBank genome assembly.
AUGUGGAGAUAGUAUUUUAUUUUAAAAAUAGAAGAAUGUGAUAAUAAUAAUCUUUAUCAUAAUUGUAAUUAAUGUUAAACUACUUGUGAUAAGAAUUGUUUAUAUUGUGACGGAGGAAUUUGUGUAAAAUAUUUUAAAGGGUAUAGAUAUGAAUAAUCAACUUAAAAAUAUAUUCAAUUUUGUGAAAAUGAAAUAAAAAAGAUUUAAUUUGUGAAAAUGGAAAUAAUUUAUUAAAUGAUGGAUACUAUAAAUGUCAAUUAAAUUGUUAAUCUUAUUGUACUUAAUGUAGUUUUAAAAGGUGCCUUGAUUGUAAUUUAAUAGGAUGCAAAUUAAAUAAUGAAUAUAAUAAUUUCGAAACUGUGUUACUUAUCAUAAUAUGAAUAAUGUAAUGAUGCUAAUAAUAUUCAAUAUGAUGGUUGUUAUUUAUUUUAAUUUUGA